Arabidopsis thaliana (thale cress) is the source of this 1614-nucleotide messenger RNA. Its product is annotated as Eukaryotic aspartyl protease family protein. Lineage: Eukaryota; Viridiplantae; Streptophyta; Magnoliopsida; Brassicales; Brassicaceae. Gene Ontology annotation, molecular function: aspartic-type endopeptidase activity. Gene Ontology annotation, biological process: proteolysis. The transcript is spliced from 8 exons. The record is from RefSeq and is marked reviewed. Bases 199 to 1476 code for a protein of 425 amino acids.
CUACAUAUUGCAAACCAAAUUUAAAAAGGUUUCUUUGCUUAUGCAUCAACAAAAAGACAAUUCUUUGUAAUAAAUAUCUUCAAUUCGUAAAUGUCUUGGCCUUUGUCGUUUUCAAACUUCAACAUCAGCAUCACGUGAUUGGCUAAUACAAAUAAAAUUUUCUCUUUAUUUUAUUAUUUUGCCACAAGCCGUGAAAAGAUGGAGAAAAUGAAUGUCCGUUUUAUGAUUGUGUUGAUGGUAAUGUCUCUGGUUCUGGGUUUUUCGUCGGCAGUUGAUUUCAGAUGGAGGAAAACUGCAGGAUUCUCAGAUAGAUUCACCAGAGCUGUUUCUUCAGUCGUGUUCCCAGUUCAUGGCAACGUUUAUCCUCUUGGGUACUAUAAUGUAACCAUCAACAUAGGACAACCACCAAGACCUUAUUAUCUUGAUCUUGAUACUGGUAGUGAUCUCACUUGGCUCCAAUGUGAUGCUCCUUGUGUUCGUUGCUUGGAGGCGCCUCAUCCACUGUAUCAGCCUAGUAGUGAUCUUAUUCCUUGCAAUGAUCCACUGUGUAAGGCUUUGCAUUUGAAUAGUAAUCAGAGAUGUGAGACUCCAGAGCAAUGUGACUAUGAGGUUGAGUAUGCUGAUGGAGGAUCUUCUCUCGGUGUUCUUGUUAGAGAUGUCUUCUCUAUGAACUAUACACAGGGUCUCCGGCUCACUCCCCGUCUUGCUCUAGGUUGUGGAUACGAUCAAAUCCCAGGGGCUUCGAGUCAUCAUCCUCUAGAUGGAGUAUUAGGGCUUGGUAGGGGGAAAGUAAGCAUUCUGUCACAGCUUCAUAGCCAAGGUUAUGUAAAGAAUGUUAUCGGUCAUUGCCUAAGCAGUUUAGGUGGAGGAAUUCUCUUUUUUGGCGACGAUCUUUAUGAUUCUUCAAGAGUCUCAUGGACACCAAUGUCUCGUGAAUACUCAAAACACUACUCUCCUGCAAUGGGAGGGGAACUUCUAUUCGGGGGAAGAACAACAGGAUUGAAGAAUCUAUUAACAGUAUUUGACAGUGGAAGUUCUUACACAUACUUCAAUUCCAAGGCAUACCAAGCCGUAACAUAUUUGCUAAAGAGAGAACUAAGCGGAAAACCGUUGAAAGAAGCACGGGAUGACCACACGCUGCCUCUAUGCUGGCAAGGACGUAGACCAUUCAUGAGCAUUGAAGAAGUCAAGAAGUAUUUCAAGCCUCUAGCUCUUAGCUUCAAAACAGGCUGGAGAUCAAAAACUCUGUUUGAGAUACCCCCAGAAGCUUAUCUAAUCAUUUCUAUGAAGGGGAAUGUAUGUUUGGGAAUCUUGAAUGGCACAGAAAUAGGUCUCCAGAACCUAAACCUCAUCGGCGAUAUAUCGAUGCAAGAUCAGAUGAUAAUCUACGAUAACGAGAAACAAUCAAUCGGGUGGAUGCCAGUGGAUUGCGAUGAACUUGCUUCACUAAAAGCAGCUCAAGUAUAUGAAUACUGAGAAUGUUAUAUAUAGUUGGGACAAGCAAGAGCUCAUAGUUGUAAUUAGAUAUUUGUAUGUACUGAUUGGAUCAAAUCCUAUGACAAUUGAGUUACAUGAUGAUACUUAUAUUACAAAGUGACUUUAAACUUUUUAAGU